Messenger RNA from Blepharisma stoltei, 2402 nucleotides. Lineage: Eukaryota; Ciliophora; Heterotrichea; Heterotrichida; Blepharismidae. The record is from the annotation of a GenBank genome assembly.
AUGAACAAAUCAUUUAAUUCAAGGACAAAAUAUCCUUUCACAAAUUAUAAUAAUAAAAUGGUCUUCAGAUCCCUGUGUAGAUUAGGAAAAGUAUUAGCUUCUAGAUCUACCACCAGAUCUCUUCAACCUUCCCAAAUCAGAUCUCCUAUAUCUUUCCAAGCAAGAUUUAUCUCCUUUUAUCCUGCAAGAUCUUUUUCUAGAGCGCCCAGGUCUUUUGAAGCUCUUCAAUUAAGAGUAGCUCAGCUAGAAGAAGAGCAAGGUGAGACUAGCCCAGAUCUAGUUAUUCCUUACAAUGAGCUUGGUAGUGCCUACAGAGAAAAAGAGGAUCUUCCCAAAGCUGCAUUGUAUUUCGAAAAAGCAGUAAAAAUUGUUGAGACGCAGCAAGGAGUUGACCCUGAAGAUCUCGAAGCUAUCUAUAUGAACCUAGCCUAUACUUACCAAAAAAUAGAAGAUCCCCAGAAUGCUAUCAAAUACUUUCAAAAGGCCUUAGAAGUAGCAAAAGAAAAGCACGGGGAAGCUAGCAAACAAGUCGCUAUAAUUUGCAAUAACAUAGCAACAGUUUAUAGACUUACUGAAAAUAUUGAAGAAGCACAUGACUAUUUGCAAAAAGCUUUGCCUUUUAUGCAAACACAGGUCGAAAGCAACGAUAUAGACGUCGCUAUUUAUUUUAUGAAUCGUGGCCACGUCUUUGGAAUGAAAUAUAAGCCAACUGAGGCUAUCAAAAGCUUUAAAAAAUCUAGAAAUAUUUUUGAAAAAAUCAAAGGGCCAAUUUCUCUAGAGUGUGCAGACAUAGAUGAGUUUUUAGGCUUAGCACAUUGGAGUGGUGAUGAAUUUACAGAGGGUAUUCAAGCCUUGGAGCGCGCUAUCAGUAUUAGGCAUAGCUUAGGAAAACCUGAUGAUAAUAUUAUAGAGCUUUAUAAAAGACUUGGGUUUUUCUACAAAGAAUUAAAAAACACAAGAAAAUCUGAAGAAGCUUUCGAAAAAGGUGCAGAAAUUGUUAAAGAGCUUGGAGGGGAUAAUGGUAGAGCUUUGGCUUAUUAUUAUAAUCAUAUUGGACAGAACUGUAGAAUGAUGGGAGAUGCAAGGUCUGGAAAGAGCUGGUUCAAUAAGUCUCACGAAAUAUUGAAAACCAUUGAAAAUGAAAGUACAAAAGAUAUGGCAAUUUGCUAUGAUAAUUUGUCAGCAGAUGCUCAUGACAGUAAAGAUUUUGAAAAAGCUAUAGAAUUCGCCCAAAAAGCUUUAGAUAUCAAAAGAGCUGCAAAGCUUAGUGCAGAAGAUAUCGCAACGACCCUUACAGGACUUGGCUCUGUUUAUCAUUCUAAAGGAGAUUAUGAUCAAGCUGAGACUUUUCUGUUAGAAGCUAAGCAAAUACUAGAAGCCGGAAAGCUUGAGGAUGAGUCAGUUUUAGAUUCUUGCCUGUCAACAAUUGGGCUACUAUACAGAGACCAGGGAAAAUUCCAAGAAUCCUUACUCCCCCCUCCAUUAGUAAAAAAAUAUUUUGUUUGCUCACUGAAAGGUUACUAUUUUUUUUAAAAAAUUUACACAUAAAUUUUAUAGUAAGAUUUUUUUCAAAAUUAAAAAAAAUCCUAAUUCACAAAAAUUGGAAAGCAAAUAUUUGUUUAAUUUGUGAAAUUUAUGUUUUAAAAUGCAAUUAAACAAAAUUAGCUUAUAUUUCAUUUUACUAGUUAUCACUUAUAUGCCAACUUUUUUUUUGAUAAAAAAUUUUUUUGCUUGCUCAUGGAGGGGGAUUUUUCUAAUGGUUUUGUUCGCUUACGGAGGGGGAGUUAGACUCUUAUCAGAGGACACUUGAACUAAAAAACAGAAAUCUUGGAGACACACAUCCUGCCAUUGCAAAUACUUAUGCACAUAUAGGAAUUUUAUAUGAAAAGUGGGAAAAAUUACCAGAAGCGAUUGAGGAGUUUAACAAAGCUAUUAAUAUGAACGCAAAAACUCUUGGAAGAGAGCAUCCAUCAACUUCAACUUAUAUUGACUUAGUAGCAGAUGCCUACAGAAAGGUAGGGAAAGUUGAAGCUGCAAUAAAGGAGCACGAAUAUGCUCUAGAUAUCAGAAGGUCUGUAUAUGGGGAAAGAGAUUUUAUGGUAGGCUUGUCUUACAAUAAUCUUGCAUUUGAUCAUAGAGCUUUAAAAAAUUGGGAUAAAGCAAUUGAAUACCACACCAUGGGAAAAGAUAUUUAUUUACAAGUUUAUGGAGACAAACACCCUUAUUAUGGAGGCGGAUACAUUCUUAUUGGAGAAGUCUAUGAGUUGAAAGGAGAUAAAGCAAAAGCGCUAGAAAAUUUCAUAAAAGGAAAAGAGUUUUUCGUUGGAUUGUACGGAGAUAAUAAUGAUUUUGUCAACAAAAUUCAGACCAGGAUCGAUAACUUGAAUAAGAACUUAAAUUAA